Scophthalmus maximus (turbot) is the source of this 16842-nucleotide messenger RNA. RefSeq names its product protocadherin Fat 4. Gene Ontology annotation, biological process: homophilic cell-cell adhesion. The transcript has 17 exons. Lineage: Eukaryota; Metazoa; Chordata; Actinopteri; Pleuronectiformes; Scophthalmidae. Gene Ontology annotation, molecular function: calcium ion binding. Bases 530 to 15484 code for a protein of 4984 amino acids. The record is from RefSeq and is a predicted model, not a curated record. Gene Ontology annotation, cellular component: cell-cell junction; plasma membrane.
UCCACGGGACGGUGCGUAAAGGCUCAGCCGCGCCGCAAUACACGCUUGGACACCGCGGACCGCGCGCGCUCUAACUUUGGAUAAACUUUUUUUUUCUUGGUGUUUUACGCAUCUCCCGGGAGCGAGGGACGACUUCUUUUUUUUGCCUUUCAAGGGAUUUUUUUUGUCAGAUUCCGUCCUGGAAAUGCUCUUUUGAGGAGUUGGAGGUAAAAAACUUCUCCUGGGCUGCAGGAAUCAUUCUCUCUCCGUCCAGAGGAUAUUGUUGGAUUGAACCGGGGCGCUGCGCUGCGCCGCGCAGGAGGAGAGAAUAACGCUCCUGGAGACUCUUUGGCACACGAGAAGUGUGGAGAGGAGAAAGAGAAAGAGCUGCUGCUGCUGCUGCGUUCCCCACUGGGUUGACUCUUUCUCUGCACUUUUCUGUUUGUUUUUUUUUGCACAAUGCUUUAGUGACUCGCACGACCUCGCUGACGUUGCAUGCACCAUCGGCAUGGACUCUGUCUGAGAACGGUGCACGACGCGCUCGCUGACCAUGGCGCUCGCGGGCACUAGGGGUUCCACGGGCCGGUUCCACUUGGUUCUGCUGCUGCUGCUGCUGCUGCUGUGGAGCCUGGCGCGGCGCGCCACCUCCAGCCAAGUGCGCCAGGAGUUCCAGGUGCCGGAGGAGCAGCCCGUCGGCACCUACGUGGGCACGAUAGAGACCAGGCCCAGCUUCGCGUACCGCUUCAGCGAGGGCCACAAACUUUUCGCCAUCAACGGCACCACGGGGGUCAUCUGCACCUCGGCGGUGAUCGACAGGGAGCUGCUGCAGAGCGACGUGGUCAACGUGGUGGUGCUGUCCAGCCAGCCCACCUACCCCACCGAGGUGCGCAUCGUGGUGCUGGACAUCAACGACAACUCGCCGGUGUUCCCCGACGCGUCCAUCGUGGUGUCCUUCAAGGAGGACGCGAGCAGCGGCAGGCAGGUGAUCCUGGACACCGCCACGGAUUCGGACAUCGGCAGCAACGGCGUCGACCACACCACGUACAGGAUCGUGGGGGGCAACGAGCAGAGGAAGUUCCGCCUGGAUAUCACAGUCAACCCCAGCGGGGAGGGCGCGUUCCUGCACCUCGUCUCCACCGGGGGCCUGGACAGGGAGGUGACGCCCUCCUACCAGCUCCUGGUGGAAGUGGAGGACAAAGGGGACCCCAAGAAGUUCGGCUACCUGCAGGUGAACGUCACCAUCCAGGACAUCAACGACAACCCGCCUGCGUUCGAGCAGGAUCAGUACCAGGCCAGUGUGUUCGAGGACGCGGCGGUCGGGUCCAGUGUCCUCCAGAUCACGGCAUCCGACCAGGAUGAGGGAGCCAACGCUGAGGUCAGGUACUUUUUAGAUGAGGGGACGCCUUUCCAGAUUGACCCCAAAGUUGGUACUAUCACCAUAAAAGAUGUGCUGGAUUAUGAGAGCAAGAGGGAGUAUUCUCUGACCAUACACGCCGUAGACAAUGGGGUGCCCUCCCUGUCCGGCAGAACAGAAGCCACAAUAAAACUCAUAGAUGUGAAUGACAAUGACCCGGUGGUGAAGUUCAGGUACUUCCCAACCACUUCUAAGUUCGCCUCAGUGGAUGAAAAUGCACAGAUCGGCACCGUCGUGGCCUUGCUCACCGUGUCCGACGCCGACUCGCCCACAGCUAAUGGCAACAUAUCCGUGUCGAUCCUGGGAGGCAACGAGCAGAGGCACUUUGAGGUGCACACGUCCUCGGUGCCCAACUUGAGUCUGAUCAAAGUGGCCAGCGUCCUGGACAGGGAGAGGAUUUCCUCGUACAACCUGACCGUGUCGGUGUCGGACAAUGGCCGGCCCGUGGCCCGCUCCUCCUUCGCCAGCCUGGUGAUCUUUGUGAACGACAUCAAUGAUCACCCACCCAUAUUCCAGGAAACGCUGUACAGAGUGGAUAUCAGCGAGGACGUACCGAAAGGCAGCUACAUCAGAGGGGUCUCGGCAACAGAUGGCGACUCCGGGCAGAACGCCAACCUGCGCUACUCCCUGGUGUCUGGAAACGCUUUGGGCUGGUUCUCCAUCAGUGAGAACAGCGGUCUGGUUACCAGCGCAGCUCUGCUGGAUCGGGAAAUAGCAUCUGAAAUUGUGCUCAACAUUAGUGCCAAAGACCAGGGGCUGCAGCCCAAGAUCUCCUACACGAGACUGAUCAUCAACGUCACGGACGUGAACGACCAAGUGCCCACGUUCGCGCAGGGCACGUAUCACGUUUCCCUGGUGGAGCACGCUCCCGCCGGCACGGAGCUGGCGCUGCUGUCCGCCUCCGAUGACGACCUGGGGGCCAACGGCACCGUCCGGUUCUCGUUCGACGCGGAGACCGCGGCCGGCGUCCAGGAGCUGUUUCGCCUGGACGCCGCGUCGGGGCGAUUAAGCACAGCCGCCGAGCUGGACAGGGAGGAUCAGGCCUCCUACUUGCUCCACGUCCGGGCAGCAGACGCAGGCAGCCCCCCUUUGCACUCUGUCGGAAAAGUCAACAUCACCCUGAGGGAUAUCAAUGACAAUAGGCCAGUCUUCUACCCGGUGCAGUACUUUGCCAAUGUGAAAGAGAACGAGCCCUCGGGCUCUUAUGUAACCACCGUUUCGGCCACAGAUCCCGAUUUGGGUCGAAAUGGCACAGUCAAGUAUAUAAUUACGGCCGGGGACGCUUCCAAAUUCCGCAUUAAUAGCAACACGGGGAAAAUCACCACUCUAGUGCCCCUGGAUAGAGAGGAGAAAACCGCCUACCAGCUGCAGGUGACGGCAGCGGAUGGCAGCGGCCUGCGCUCGCACACGCAGGCCAUCGUGACCGUGACCGUCAUAGACACGCAGGACAACCCGCCAGUCUUCAGCCAGACGGUCUACAGCUUUGUCAUGUUUGAGAAUGUGGCCAUCGGGACGGUUAUAGGGACAGUGUCGGCCACCACUGUGGAUCUGAACACAAAUAUCUCCUAUCUGAUCACGUCGGGGGACCAGAGGGGGCUGUUCUCUGUGAACGGCGCGGGCCAGAUCACAGCGUCGAGCCAGAUAGACAGAGAGGAGCAGGGGUUCUAUCAGCUGAAGGUUGUGGCCAGAGCCGGGGAGAUCACAGGCGAGGCGUUUGUGAACAUCACCGUGAAGGAUUUAAAUGACAAUGCUCCUCGUUUCAUUCACGCCGUGGAGCACGUGAGCGCGGUGGAGAACUGGGGCACGGGUCACGUCAUAUUCCAGGCCAGAGCUGAAGACCCCGACGAGGGCAUGAAUGGCAUGGUGGUCUACAGCCUCAGACAAAACCCCAAGAGCCUGUUUCAUAUUCAUGAGAAGCGCGGCCUCAUCACACUGACGGGGCCCCUGGAGGUCACCACCAGCUCCUACGAGGUGGAGGUCACUGCGUCGGACACGGGGGUGCCGCAGCACACCUCGGGCCUCGUCCUCAUCGUCAGCGUCUACGACGUGAACGACAACUCGCCGGUGUUCGACCAGCUCUCGUACGAGGUCAUCAUCCUGGAGGCGGAGCCCGUCAACAGCCGCUUCUUCAAAGUGGAGGCCACCGACAAAGACUCCGGCCUCAACGGGGAGAUCAUGUACGACAUCACCGGCGGCAACACGGGCGACGUUUUUGGCAUUUUUCCCGACGGACAGUUGUACAUCAAGGCAGAGCUGGACAGGGAGCUACAGGACAGAUACAACUUGGUGGUCGUGGCCAAAGACAGAGCCGUGGAACCGCUGAGCGCCAGCGUCAACGUCAGUGUGAUUCUAGACGACGUGAACGACAACCGGCCGCUUUUCAACAGCACCAAUUAUGUGUUUCACUUUGAGGAAGAGCAGGAGAGGGGGUCGCUGGUGGGGCGGGUGUUCGCUGAGGAUAAGGACUUUGGCCCCAACAGCGAGGUCAGAUACACGUUUGAGACUGCGCAGCCCAACUUUGAGCUGAACGCCAUCACGGGGGAGUUGACCAGCACGCUGCAGUUGGACCGCGAGUCGCUCAUGAGACAAAGAGGCGCCGCCGUGUUCAGCUUCGUGGUCGUCUCGUCUGACCAGGGUCUCCCCAAGCCCCUCAGAGACCAGGCCAAAGUGCAGGUUUACGUCCAAGACAUCAACGACAACCCGCCCAAGUUCACCAAAGACAUUUACCAGGCCUCCGUCUCCGAGUCGGCUCAGAACAUGACACAGUUGCUCCGAGUCUCCGCCUCCGAUGUGGAUGAGAACAGAAACGGGCUGGUGCGCUAUCAGGUCACCGAGGGCAACGAGGAGGGACAGUUCUCUAUCGACAGCAGCUCUGGACAGGUUACGUUGGUCGGAAAGCUGGACUAUGAAUCUACAUUUUCCUAUUCUUUGAAAAUCCUAGCUGUUGAUGCCGGAGCCGUGCCCCUCUCCUCCUCCUGCAUGCUGAGCAUCAGCAUCCUGGACGAGAACGACAACUCCCCCUCCUUCCCCAAGUCCUCUCUGUCUGUGGACGUCUUGGAGAACAUGAGGAUAGGAGAGCUGGUGGCGUCUGUGACCGCCACCGAUGCAGAUUCGGGUCAAAACGCCGAUAUAACGUACACCAUCACGGCCACAAACAACCACGGCACGUUCAGCAUCAGCCCCAACACCGGCAGCAUCUUUCUGGUGAAAAGGCUGGACUAUGAAACGCAGUCAUUUUACAAGCUCAACAUCACCGCGAAGGACAAUGGCAGACCGCCGCGCUCUUCGUCCAUCCCUGUGGUGAUUCACGUCAGGGACUUUAACGACAACCCCCCCAUAUUCACCCCGGGUGACAUUUUCAAAUCCAUCCCGGAGAAUCUGCCCAUCUCGGCCUCGGUCAUGACGAUUACGGCACACGACACGGACGCGGACAUCAACGGGCUGCUGGAGUACUCCAUCAUUCAGCAGAUUCCCCGGGGAAGCUUCUUCAACAUCGACCCCGGCACCGGGCUCAUAUAUACCAACAAGGAAAUCGACAGGGAAUUCUCCAACCUGUUCGAGCUGACGGUCAAAGCCACGGACCAGGCGGUUCCGGCUGAAUUCCGCCGCUACGCCCUGAAAAAUGUCACCAUAUGGGUCACGGAUCUGAACGACAACGUCCCCUCGUUUGUGUCGCAGAACGCCCUCGUGGCUGAGCCCAACAUAGUCAUCGGCUCCAUCCUGACAACAGUGGUGGCCUUUGACCCCGACGAGGGGGCGAACGGGGAAGUGGAGUACGAGCUCGUGGAAGGGGACUCGGACACGUUCAUCAUGGACAGGUACAGCGGGGAUAUUCGCCUGGCCUCCCAGCUGGUGCCGUCCCGCCUCGUGUACACCCUCACGGUGUCGGCCACUGACCACGGCACGGACCGCAAGACCUCCAGAACUGAGAUGGCCAUCAUCCUGCAAGGGAUGGAUGGGCCCGUCUUCUCGCAGCCCAAAUACAUCACCAUCCUCAAAGAGGGCCAGCCGCCGGGCACCAACGUCAUCUCGCUCGACGCCUCCAGCCCGCGGGGCUCUGCGACCAAAGUGGAGUAUUUCAUCGUGGCGGUGCGCAGCGGCGGGAAAGCCGUGGGGCGCCUUUUCACCAUCGGCCGCAACACUGGAGUGAUACAGACGGCCGCGGAGCUGGACCGGGAGAAAGGCUCCGACCUCUACCUGGUGGAUGUGUACGCCAUCGAGACGGACGCCAGCCAGCCCAGAACACAGCGUGCCGAGGUGGAGAUCACGCUGCAGGACGUCAACGACAACCCGCCCGUUUUCCCCAAUGAUAUUCUCGACGUGACCAUUGAGGAGAACGUUGCAGAUGGCUUCAAGAUAAUGCAGCUAACAGCCACGGACGCAGACGAGGGUCCCAAUGCCCUCGUGACGUACACCAUCAUCAGCGGGGCGGACGACAGUUUCCGCAUUGACCCGGAGUCCGGCGACCUGAUCGCCACCAAGAAGCUGGACCGGGAGCGCCGCUCCAAAUAUUCCCUCCUGGUGCGCGCCGACGACGGGAAGCAGUCGUCCGACAUGAGGCUGAACAUCACCGUCAAGGACAUCAACGACCACGCGCCCAAGUUCUCCCGCUCGACGUACUCGUUUGACAUUCCCGAGGACAUGGCGCCAGGCUCCAUCGUGGCGGCGAUCCUGGCCAGCGACUCCGACUCUGGGGUGAACGGCGAGGUCACCUACUCGCUGGAGGAGGACGACGAGGACGAGACGUUCCUGCUGAACCCGGUGACGGGGGUUUUCAACGUGACGCGCCCGCUGGACUACGAGACCCAGCAGUACUACAUCCUGACGGCGAGGGCCCGGGACGGCGGCGGGCAGGCCAGCGCGGUCCGAGUGUACUUCAACGUGCUGGACGUGAACGACAACCCGCCCGUCUUCAACACCAGCGCGUACAGCACGUCCGUCUCGGAGAGUCUGCCGCCGGGAUCGAGCAUCAUCACUGUCGGGGCCAGCGACGCCGACGAUGGCCCAAAUGCUCAGCUCCUCUACAAAAUUGCCUCCGGCGAUCCCCAGGCUCAUUUUGUCAUCACCAAGGAAGGAGUCCUCCAAACCAAGAGGGCCCUGGACAGGGAAACCCAGUCCUUCUACAACCUGGUGAUCACAGUCAACGACCUGGCUCCGCCGCCCAUGGCCCGCUUCACCAGCACCGCCCAGGUGUCCGUCAUCCUCCUGGACGUCAACGACUGCCCGCCGACCUUCACCUCCCAGAAGAUGACCUACAUCCAGGAGAACACGCCCGUGGACACGGUGGUGUUCACCGCCCUGGCGGCGGACGCCGACAGUGGGCCCAACAGCUAUGUCGAGUACUCCCUCAGAGGACCCCACGGCAACAAGUUCAGCAUCGGCACGGUCGACGGCGACGUCAGGCUGUUCGGGGAACUCGACCGGGAGGAGCUCUCCAACUACACCCUCACAGUCGUGGCAACGGACAAAGGAGAGCCCCGCCUGUCUUCGACCAUGGAUGUGACCAUGAUGGUUCUGGACGUCAACGACAACACGCCGAGCUUCUCGCAGAACAUCUACGACAUCGAGAUCGAGGAGAACACCCUGACCGGGACGGACGUCAUCCAGGUGUUCGCCAGCGACGCGGACGAGGGCACCAACGGGCAGAUCCGGUUUUCCAUCUCGGGGGGCAACAGCAACUCUGAUUUCAGGAUCGAUUCGGUCACGGGGGUGAUCUCGGUGGCCAAGCAGCUGGACCGCGAGGCGCGCCCUUCGUACUCACUCGUGGUCCAAGCCGCGGACCGCGGCAGCAGCCCCAGGGUGGACCGCGCCACGGUCAACAUCGUGCUGCUGGACGCCAACGACUGCUCACCGGCGUUCGAGCUCUCGCCUUACACCGUCAACGUGCAGGAGAACCUGGAGAGCCUGCCGAAGAACAUUCUGCAGGUCGUCGCCAGAGACGACGACCAAGGUGCCAACAGUCAGCUGAGCUACAUGCUGAGCGGCGGCAACGACGAGGGCGCGUUCAGCCUGUCGUCCAGCGGCCAGCUGAGCCUGACCCGGACUCUGGACCGCGAGGCUCGGGGGAAAUACGUCCUGCUGGUCACGGCCACCGACUCAGGUUCUCCACCUCUGAGCGGAACCGGGACCGUGACGGUGCUGGUGGACGACGAGAACGACAACGUCCCCGUGUUCCCCUCCUCCGCCUUCCACACCACCAUCACGGAGGACGCCCCGACCGGCACCGACGUGCUGCUGGUCAACAGCUCGGACGCAGACGUGGGCGUCAACGGCGUCGUGAGCUACAGUCUGACUGGAGGACACGGCCAGUUCUCCAUCAACCCCGCGACUGGACAGAUAAUUACCAGCUCCCUGCUGGACCGGGAGGACAGGGCUAAUUACCAGCUGCUGGUCGUGGCCACCGACGGCGGGCAGCCCGAGGGCCUGUCCAGCUCCGCCACCGUGUCCGUGACGGUGACGGAUAUCAACGAUAACCCGCCGCGCUUCCACCACCACCCCUACGUCACCCACAUCCCGGCGUCUACUGCAACAGGGUCCCUGGUCUUUGCCGUCACCGUCACCGAUGAGGACUCGGGUUCCAACGCCCAGCUGCACUACUCCCUGAUGGGCCGCAACUCCGAGAAGUUCAAGAUCGACCCCGUCAGAGGCGCCAUCACCGCCAACGAGAAGCUCACGGGGAGCUCAGAGGUGACCCUCACGGUUCGAGUGAAAGACGGCGGAGCCAAUCCCAAGACGGACAUGACCACCGUGACCGUCCGCUUUGUCACCGGAGGAAACUUCCCCGUCAUCAAGGUGAAGGAGCGGGCGUUCACGUUCCCCGAGAGCCAGCCGACGAACCACGUCGUCACGACGGUGACGGGGUCCUCGAUGAGGGGCGGGCCGCUGUCAUAUUACAUCGCCAGCGGCAACCUGGAUUAUGCUUUUCACAUCGACCAGCUGUCGGGCGAGCUGUCAAUCAGACACUCACUGGAUUAUGAGCACAUUCAGAAGUACGUUCUCUGGGUCGAGGCCAGAGAUCAGGGCUUCCCGCCUUAUUCCUCUUACGAAAAAGUGGAAAUAAAUGUGCUGGACGUGAACGAUAACCACCCUGUGUUUGAUAAGGAUCCGUUCCAUGCUGAAAUACUGGAGAACCUUUCGCCUCAGCGGUUGCUGAUGGUCUCCGCCGUUGACCUGGACAGCGGGCCCAAUGGACAGCUGGAAUACGGCAUCAUCGACGGCAACAAGGAGAAUAGUUUCAACAUCAACCGGGCGACUGGCGAAAUACGAACCACCAGGCCGCUGGAUAGGGAGAAGGUGGCUCAGUACGCUUUGAAGGUCAAGGCCACUGACCGGGGGCUGCCGCCCAAAAACACGGCCGUCAAAGUGCUCAUCAGUGUCCUGGAUGUGAACGACAAUGCCCCCAGGUUUUCCAAAAUCUUCAGCGCGACGGUGGCUGAAAAUGCCCCGGUGGGUUACACUGUCACCAGGGUCACCACCACGGAUGAGGACGCAGGUUCAAACGCCAUCAGCCGAUAUUCGAUCACAGACACGAGCCUGCCGUUCAACAUCAACCCGAGCACGGGAGACAUAACGAUAAGCAGGCUGCUCAACAGAGAGGACACGGAUCAUUACAUCGUCAAGGUGUCCGCGCACGACUCCGGUUGGACGGUGAGCACAGACGUCACCGUGUUCAUCACGGAUGUCAACGAUAACGCCCCGAGAUUUAGCCGCCCCUCUUACUACCUGGACUACCCCGAGCUCACGGAGGUGGGCUCCCUGGUCACGCGGGUGUCUGCCACGGAUCCCGACGAGGGUUUCAACGGCAGGAUCUUCUAUUUCAUCCGCUCCCAGUCGGAGUAUUUUAGAAUUAACGCCAGCUCUGGAGAGAUAUUUGUGAAGCUGCAGUUGAAGUAUCAGAACUCGACAGGCGCCAGCAGCAUAAAUAUAAAUCGCCACAGCUUCAUUGUCACAGCCUCUGACCGGGCGGUCAAGCCUCUGCUGAGCGAGACAACGGUAAUUGUCAACAUCGUAGACAGUAAUGACAAUCCUCCUGAGUUCGAUUCACCCGGCUACUUCACUCCCGUCACCAAAAGUGUCAAGGUCGGCACCAGACUGAUCAGGGUCGGAGCCCAGGACAAAAAAGACUUUGGCCUUAAUUCUGAGGUGGAAUACUCGAUAACGGGCGGAAACAGCUCUAACAAAUUCAAGCUCGAUAAAACGAGCGGAUGGAUCACCGUUGCCUCCUCUCUUCUGUCUGAUAUGAAGAAAAUGUUCCUCAUCGACGUCACGGCGAGUGACAGAGGAAAUCCUCCUCUGUCGACGCGGACGUCCGUGCGAAUCGCCGUCACAGAGGAAAACCACCACACGCCCGAGUUCUCACAAAGCCAAAUCUCUGCCACUGUACCAGAAAGCCUUGCUGUGGGAACGGCAAUACGGACUGUGUCCGCCAGAGACAAGGAUAAAGAAAUGAAUGGCCUUAUCACGUACAAUAUUACAUCAGGCAACGACAAGGGUCUCUUUUCACUCAACAGCAAAACUGGAGUGUUGUCCCUAGCUCAGCCUCUGGACUUUGAGGAGAAGCAACAGCACGAGCUCAGAGUUUCAGCCACUGACGGCGGCUGGAUCACGAAAGCCAGUUACGUCUCCGUCACAGUGCACGUGACCGACGUGAACGACAACCCCCCUGUGUUUGACCCGGACGAGUACUUCCCCACUGUGCAGGAGAACGUUCCCAGCGCCACCACGGUGGUCAAAAUGAAUGCCACGGACCGUGACGCGGGAGCCAACGCGGUCAUGGCUUAUGUGAUACAGUCGUCAGACAGUGACCUCUUUGUUAUUGACCCAAACUCUGGCACCAUCACCACCCAGGGCUUCUUGGAUUACGAGGCUAAGCAGGUCUACCAUUUAACAGUGAAGGCCUUCAAUGUCCCAGACGAGGAACGCUGCAGCUUCGCCAACGUCAACAUUCAGCUCAAGGGAGCCAAUGAAUACGUACCCCGCUUUGUCUCCAAACAGUACUACUUUGAAAUCUCUGAAGCCGCUCCAAGAGGCGCAGUGGUCGGGGAGGUGUUCGCCAGCGAUCGAGACCAAGGAUACGAUGGAGUGGUUUACUACCUCAUUUUCGGGAAGAGCAGAAAGAAAGGCUUUGGCAUCAAUAGGAAAACAGGUCAAAUUUAUGUCACAGGUACUCUAGACCGUGAGAAAGAGGAAAAGAUUUCACUCAAGGUGUUGGCCAAGAACGCGGGGAGCAUCAGAGGAGCAGACAUUGAUGAAGUGUUUGUGAAUAUCACGAUUCUCGACGCCAACGACCCUCCCGUUUUUACCCAAGAACUGUAUGACGUGCAGGUCAGUGAAGGUCUCUCAGCAGGCGGUCUGGUUACCUUUGUGAGCGCAGAUGACUCCGACUCCGUCCCGAGCUGGAGCAGAUUUUCUUACUCCAUUUCUCCUGACUUUGACAAAAAUGUUUUCACUAUCAAUUCCAAAACUGGCCAAGUGUCUGUGGCGACGGAGCUGGACAGAGAAACAACUCCCACGUACAAUCUGACCAUUCUAGCCGUGGAUACUGGCACACCCCCUGCAACUGGAAGCGCCACCCUCAUUGUGAACCUGGAAGAUAUCAACGACAACGGUCCAACUUUGACGUCCGCGUACGCCGAGGUCAUGGAGAACCAGAGAGCCGGCACUGCAGUUACAACCCUGACAGCCUCUGACCCAGAUCUUCCACCCAACCAAGGCCCUUUCUUAUACAGCCUCCUCAGCUCCGGCUCUGCCAAUAGCUACUUCAGCCUCAGUCCAGCCGGAGUGUUGACCACCAGCCGAGAGAUCGACAGAGAACAGAUUAGCGACUUCUACCUUUAUGUUGUAAUCAAGGAUUCCGGUGUGCCUCAGAUGUCAUCCACAGCGACAGUCCACGUGAAAAUAAAUGAUCAGAACGACAACCCGUCAGAGCCCAGGUCCAUGGAGAUCUUUGUCCACUACUUUGGGAACAUGUUUCCAGGAGGUUCUUUGGGAGACGUCAAACCCGAAGACCCCGACAUCCAAGACAGGUUCCACUGUUCCCUUAUUCCUCCUUCCUCCGGUCUGUUCACUAUCCCGACCGGAACGUGCAACCUCAACUCGAAAGCCCGCUCGACGGAUGGGACUUUUGAAUUAACCGUCCGGAGCAGCGACGGUGUCCACGGUUCAGUAAGCAACACGGCCAGAGUCCUCUUCAUGGGCUUCACCAAUGCCACGGUGGACAACAGCAUACUCAUUCGACUCAACUCCCAAGGAGUCAAACACUUCCUCACGAACCACUACCUCAGCUUCCUACGCAUUGCCAACUCUCAGCUAGCAGGACUAGGCACGGGGGUGCUUCUCUACGGAGCGUUUGAGCUCAACAAUCAGACUUUCCUGAUGGCAGCUGUGAAACGGGGCCACGGACAAUAUGUCAACCCCAGCGGCGUGGCCACAUUCUUCCAGAGUAUCAAAGACAUUUUACACAGGCAGAGCGGGGUGCAAAUAGAUGCGGUGGACCAUGAUCCUUGCACACACAACCCAUGCCAGAACGGAGGCAGCUGCAAGCGGCGUCUCAGUGUCGCGCCCGAUAUGAAGACAGAGGAAAGUGUCCCAGUGAUCCUCGUUUCCAACCACCCCCUGCAGCCCUACGCCUGCAGCUGCAGGCCGGGCUACACGGGGGCUCUGUGCGAGACGGACAUUGACGAGUGCCAGCCGUCGCCCUGCCACAACGGCGGCACCUGCCACAAUCUGGUGGGAGGCUUCUCCUGCACCUGUCCCGAGGGUUUCACCGGCAUGGCCUGCGAGAGGGACGUCAACGAAUGCCUCUCCAAUCCCUGCAAGAACGGGGCGCUGUGCCAGAACUUCCCCGGCGGCUUCAACUGCCUCUGCAAAUCUGGCUUUGCAGGCAGAACGUGUGAUUCCAUCAUCAAUCACUGUGAGUGUAACCCAUGUUUUAAUGGUGGCUCCUGUCAGAACCGGGUGGAUGGAUAUUACUGUCACUGUGCGUUCGGGGUUUUCGGCAAACACUGCGAACUCAACAGCUACGGCUUCGAGGAGCUCUCCUACAUGGAGUUUCCCUCUCUGGAUCCCAACAACAACUACAUAUACAUUAAGUUCGCCACGCUGCAGAGCGACGCGCUGCUCAUGUACAACCACGACAACCAGACCGGGGACAAGGCGGAGUUCCUGGCGCUGGAGAUCUUCGAGGGACGGAUGCGCUUCUCCUUCAACCUCGGCAGCGGAACUUACAAGCUGAUGACCAUGAUGAAAGUUGCAGACGGCCAGUUCCACACGGUCAUCGCCAGGAGAGCUGGGAUGGCUGCGUCCCUGACCGUGGACCUGUGUGGUGAAGACCAGGAGCCAGGUUACUGCGCUGUGAGCAACGUGGCAGUCCACACCGACUGGAUCCUGGACGUGCAGCCCAACAGGCUCUCGGUGGGAGGCGUCAGGUCAAUAGAACCCGUCCUUCACCGCCGCGGUCAGAUCGCCACCCACGACUUUGUCGGCUGCAUCAUGGAGUUGGCCGUCAACGGCCGCCCGCUGGAGCCCAGUCAGGCGCUGGCAUCGCGUGGCAUCCUUGACAGAUGUCCGAGGCUGGAAGGCGCCUGCACCGCCAGCCCCUGCAGACACGGGGGAACCUGCCUGGACCGCUGGUCCUGGCAGCAGUGUCAGUGCGUGGACGGGUUCACCGGCAAGUUCUGCGAGAAAUACAUCACGGCGGACACCGCGCUGUCCCUGGACGGCACCGGCCGGCUGGAUUACUCGCUGAAGCCGGGCCCGAAGCGCGACGUCCUGCUCCGACGGGCGCUGCAGGGCGCGUCCUCCUCCUCUGACGCCGACGCCGCCGCCGCCGGGCCCAGCAGCCUGGAGGUCAAGUUCAGGACGCGCAGCAAGAGCGGCACCCUGCUGCACGUGCAGGAGAGCAGCAACUACACAACGGUGAAGCUGAGGAACGGCAACAUCCACUACAUCUCGGACGCGGGCGUCGGUGGCAAGGUGGAGCGCACCGUGGGCGACGCCGUGCUGUCGGACGGCCAGUGGCACACGCUCCAGCUGCUCAAGAACGGCUCCGCCACCGUGCUGCAGGUGGACGGCGGCCACCCCAGGGUCAUCCAGCACGCCACGCAGGACUUCGGGGGUCUCGGCGUCUUGACCUUCUCCCUCGGAGGGAUCCCGCCCGGGCCCGCCCAGCAGAAGACUGCGGCAGGUUUCGACGGCUGCUUGGCCUACGUGAGGUACAACCGGGAGAACCUGCCGUUCACCGGGGAGCACGGCCUCGUCACCUUAACCAAGACCAGCUCGUCAGUCAAGAUCGGCUGCAGGGGUCCCAACCUCUGUCAGAGCAGUCCGUGCUGGGACGGCCUGAUGUGCGUCAACCAGUGGUACACGUACCAGUGUGUCCCUCCGGGCGACUGUGCCUCCAAUCCCUGCCAGAACCAAGGCAGCUGUGUGCCGGACGCCCGCGCAGGAUUCACCUGCGUCUGCUCCGAGUUCUACACGGGAAAGACGUGCGAGACCUUGGUGGCCUGUCUGGGCGUCCAGUGUCCUCAGGGCACCGUCUGCAAAACAGCCAACAACGGCGGGUUCGUGUGCAGCCCCAGCCCCACGGCGGAGACGAUGGUCCUCCCCAUCUGGGCGGUGCCAGCCAUCGUCGGCAGCUGCGCCACCGUGCUCGCCUUCGUGGUCCUCGGCCUGAUCCUGUGCAACCACUGCAGGGGCCGCAACAAGACCAAAGUGCCAAAGGAGCCAAAGGAGAAGAAGCCCAAGGAGAAGAAGAAAAAGAAGAAGAAGGGCAGCGAGAACGUGGCGUUCGACGACCCCGAUAACAUCCCGCCGUACGGAGACGACAUGACGGUACGGAAGCAACCGGAAGGGAACCCCAAACCGGACAUCAUCGAGAGGGAGAACCCUUACCUCAUCUACGAUGAGACAGACAUUCCCCACAACAAUGAGACCGUCCCCAGUGCCCCCUGCGCCCCCUGCAACGGCCCGGAGGCGGAUAUUGAACACUACGACAUCGACAACGCCAGCAGCAUCGCCCCCUCGGACGCAGACAUCAUCCAGCACUACAAACAGUUCCGUAGCCACACGCCCAAGUUCUCCAUACAGAGACACAGCCCACUGGGCUUCGCCAGACAGUCGCCCCUGCCGCUCGGAGCGACGAGCUACAACUACCAGCCUCAGUACACGCAGGCGCUGAGAUCCACGCCUCUCAGCCACUCCCACUCAGCCUGCCCCACCCCCAACCCGCUGUCCAGACACUCCCCCGCCCCGUUCACCAAGCCCUCGUCCUUUUACCGCAACACUCCGACCAGGGAACUCAACCUGGCUCGCCGCGACGGCAGCCCGCUCGACUUGCACAACGACAUGUGCCAGCCACCGCCCAUGUUCAACUACGCCACCCGGCUGGGGAGGCGCAGCAAGAGUCCGCAGACCAUGGCCAGCCACGGCCACACCUCCAGGCCCGGCAGUCGGCUGAAGCAGCCGAUCGAGCAGAUCCCGCUGGAGACGGGGCCUCCCGUGGGGCUGUCCAUUGAGGAGGUGGAGCGGCUGAACACGCCGCGCCCGCGCAACCCCAGCAUCUGCAGCGCCGACCACGGGCGCUCCAGCUCCGAGGAGGACUGCCGCCGGCCUCUGUCGCGGGUCCGCAACCCCGCAGACGGCAUCCCGGCCCCGGAGUCCUCUUCGGAAAGUGACUCUCACGACUCCUUCACCUGCUCGGAGAUGGAGUACGACCGGGACAAACCGGCCGCGUACAGCUCCCGCGUGCCCAAGCUCUCGCAAGUCAACGAGUCGGACGCCGACGACGAGGACUACGGCGGGCGCCUCAAGCAGAGGCGUUACUCGAGUCGGCGGGCAGAGGGAGGGCCCGGUGUUUCCCAGAUGCCCCCCGGCGACCAGCACUACACCCUGCCCCACAAACUGGGCCAGCCAGCCGGGGGCUUCAACUGGGACAAUCUGUUGAACUGGGGCCCCGGCUUCGGACAUUACGUCGACGUGUUCAAGGACUUAGCCCUGCUGCCCGAGAACGCGGCGGCGAAAGACAUUGAAAUGAACAGUGGGGACGGUUCGGUGACCAUUCUAAACGAAGGAGAAGCCGAGCAAUAUGUAUGAGACUGUAUUUAUUAUGAUGUUGUAGAAUAUGGUGAUGUUCUCCAUUUAAAAAAGAAAAGAAAAGGAAGACUGUAUAUUUCAAGAGAGCAUUGGACUCCAUGUGUUUCUUACAUAAUUCAUAAAUAAUAAGACGACUUUCAAUGCAGUAAGGCAGAAAAAAAUGGCACCUGUAUCGUGACAGACUUUGUCAUCGGCCGCCUUGGAACAGUUUACCAGUCUUUUUCCUUAGGUUCCGAACUUCGACUGAACAACCGUGCGUUCAUCUCUCCGGAGCCUCAUUACAACGAAAUCCAUUGACGCCGCAAAAAAAAAAGAGAGAGAGAGAAGCAAGAAAUCCCCGUCUGAAUUCAAUUUAGCGACUGCAAAGCUCCGCUCACGUUUUAUCUUGAUCAAACAUUUUUCUGUUCCGUAUUAACCGAUAUUGCCCCCCCCCGCAAAAUUUAAAAAACACCUGUCACAUUCACAGCUGAGAGAUGAGGAGGGUCGAUAACGUUAACACUCGCAGGGAAGAGAAAAAAUUCCAACGGGGCCGUGAAAGCAAACGACCCCCGGUGUCUGUCUUUUUGUUUUAGGGCUCAUUUUUUUCCCGAUGUCGCCCCGGGAUUCGCAGACCCUCGCCGGUGUUACGACCCCGUUUCCCUCCGGACUGUGUCCGUGCCCCCGGCGUGUUUUCUCACAGAAGACUGGCUAAAUGCUCCAAGAGUGGGGAUCAAUUACGUCUCCUGCCUUACAGACAUUUGAGGAUUUCAGUUCUUGGGGGUGGGGGUGGGGGUGGGGGGGGGACUUCUCCGGCCUAAGUUUCAGUCGGAGAGGAGUCUUGUUUUCAUCUAUCUUUGGGAAGGGGUUUGUGGGCGGUGGGCUGUAAGUGUUGUCUGUCACGCAUUUGCAUUUUCUGACAAGCCAAGUGUUGUUUUUUUUCUUCCCGACGACGACAAUGAUGAUGAUGAUGAUGAUGAUGAUAAUGUUGAUGAUGUAUGAUGAUGAUGAUCGUAUAAACGUGACCCCAACUAAAAACACUAUGAAACUUGUGUACAUUUUAUUUUUAAAAUUUCAUGAGAAAUCAUGGAGUCAUCCGUCGUAUUGGUCGUCCAUGUAUGGUUUCUACAUUUUUGUUUUUGUACUGUUUAUUAACUUAAAUUACUUAAGCUGUGUUUUUAUGGAUAUUUUCAUAUGCUGAAAUGUGUGUACGUUUGUUUUCUUACUUUCGGGGAAAGUAAGACUGAAGACUUAUUUUUUACAUUUUGUUACAUAUGUAACAUCAGUAUUUUCCACUUUUUUGAUAAAACUAUAACAUGCUGUAUGCUUUGUACCUGUAAAAAGCCAAUAACAGAAUAAAAAAAAAAAGUAUUUAUUUAAAA